AUGAAUUCAGCCAAUAAUAAAUUUCAACCAUUGCUGCCUCAAACUCAAAAGAUAUUGUAAAGUAUUUAAAAAGUAAAGGUAAAUGGAUUCAGCAAAAAUGUUAAUGAAAAACAAAUUUAAUCGAAAUGUAUCGAUAUUUCUCAGUCCCCUGAAAAUCACAAUCUAUAAUUAAUUGAAAGUAAAUAAAAUAAAUGUGAGAUAAAUAAAAUUAUCUACUCAAACUCACCAGAUCAAGAAGUGAAUUAUAAAACUCCAUCUAAGCUUUCUCAAAAAGAUCAAUAAAUAUAAAAGAUAUCAAAGAAAAGGUAUACUAUAUUUUAUCUAAGAAAGUAGAAUGAUCAAGAAGAUCAAAAGAUUAAAAAAAUGUUUAAAAAUCUUACAGAUGCCAUUAUUUAAUCAAAUCAAGAUGAAUAGAACAAAAGGUAAAAAUCUUAAAUUGAGUUUUCAUAAGUUUAAGAUGAAAAAGAUGCUGAGAUAUUUAAACUUAAAGAUAUAAUCUCAAAAAAAGAUAGUAAAAUCGAAGAUCUACAUCACAGCCUUGAAGAGCUAGAAUAUUAAAUGUAGUAAUUGAUAUAAAAGAAUAACCAGCAAAAACUACCAAAAAAUAAUUAAUUAAUUAAAAUGAAGAAAAGACUCAAAUCCCUGAGUCAUAUCAAAGAAGAACUCCUAGAACACUUCGACGUAAAUGAGAAAUAAUAUUACUAGUUGAUUAUUCAGAAUAUCAGAGUCCUUGAUAAAAUGGAGAAAUUUCUUCGAAUAAAUAUUAAUGAAAAAAAACACAAAUGA
This is a messenger RNA of Stylonychia lemnae, 786 nucleotides long. Lineage: Eukaryota; Ciliophora; Spirotrichea; Sporadotrichida; Oxytrichidae. The record is from the annotation of a GenBank genome assembly.